Lagenorhynchus albirostris (white-beaked dolphin) is the source of this 3159-nucleotide messenger RNA. RefSeq names its product argonaute RISC catalytic component 2 (gene AGO2). Gene Ontology annotation, biological process: regulatory ncRNA-mediated gene silencing; regulation of DNA-templated transcription. The transcript has 21 exons. Lineage: Eukaryota; Metazoa; Chordata; Mammalia; Artiodactyla; Delphinidae. The record is from RefSeq and is a predicted model, not a curated record. Gene Ontology annotation, molecular function: protein binding; endoribonuclease activity, cleaving siRNA-paired mRNA; RNA binding. Bases 44 to 2701 code for a protein of 885 amino acids. Gene Ontology annotation, cellular component: RISC complex.
CGACAUUCCUGUUUCGUUAAUAACUUAAAAAAGCCUGGCGGAGAUGCCGGGGCGCCAGGACGCGACACGACCACGUCAACACGUGCUUGCCCCUCCUCCACCGCCACCGCCACCCGUCCAAGGGUAUGCCUUCAAGCCUCCACCCAGACCCGACUUCGGGACCUCCGGGAGAACGAUCAAGUUACAGGCCAACUUCUUUGAAAUGGACAUUCCAAAAAUUGACAUCUAUCAUUAUGAAUUGGAUAUCAAGCCAGAGAAAUGCCCAAGAAGAGUUAACAGGGAAAUAGUGGAACAUAUGGUUCAGCACUUUAAAACACAGAUCUUUGGGGAUCGGAAACCAGUGUUUGAUGGAAGGAAGAAUCUCUACACAGCGAUGCCCCUUCCAAUUGGGAGGGAUAAGGUGGAGCUGGAGGUCACGUUGCCAGGAGAAGGGAAGGACCGCAUCUUCAAGGUGUCCAUCAAGUGGGUGUCCUGCGUCAGCUUACAGGCAUUACACGAUGCACUUUCGGGGCGGCUGCCCAGCGUCCCCUUCGAGACGAUCCAAGCCCUCGACGUGGUUAUGAGGCAUCUGCCGUCCAUGAGGUACACCCCCGUGGGCCGCUCCUUCUUCACGGCGUCCGAGGGCUGCUCCAACCCGCUGGGCGGGGGACGAGAGGUGUGGUUUGGCUUCCAUCAGUCCGUCCGGCCUUCUCUUUGGAAGAUGAUGCUGAAUAUCGACGUCUCGGCAACAGCAUUUUAUAAGGCACAGCCAGUAAUCGAGUUUGUGUGUGAAGUUUUGGAUUUUAAAAGUAUUGAAGAACAACAAAAACCUCUGACAGAUUCCCAAAGGGUCAAGUUUACCAAAGAAAUCAAAGGUCUAAAGGUGGAGAUAACGCACUGCGGGCAGAUGAAGAGGAAGUACCGCGUCUGCAACGUGACCCGGCGGCCCGCCAGCCACCAAACGUUCCCGCUGCAGCAGGAGAGCGGGCAGACGGUGGAGUGCACGGUGGCCCAGUACUUUAAGGAUAGGCACAAGCUGGUUCUGCGCUACCCUCACCUCCCAUGUUUACAAGUCGGACAGGAGCAGAAACACACCUACCUUCCCCUAGAGGUCUGUAACAUAGUGGCGGGACAGAGAUGUAUAAAAAAGCUGACCGACAAUCAGACCUCAACCAUGAUCAGAGCGACUGCCAGGUCAGCCCCCGAUCGGCAGGAAGAGAUUAGCAAAUUGAUGAGAAGUGCCAGUUUUAACACAGACCCGUAUGUCCGUGAGUUUGGAAUCAUGGUCAGAGACGAGAUGACCGACGUGACCGGGCGGGUCCUCCAGCCGCCCUCCAUCCUCUACGGGGGCCGGAAUAAAGCGAUUGCCACCCCUGUCCAGGGCGUCUGGGACAUGAGGAACAAGCAGUUCCACACGGGCAUUGAGAUCAAGGUGUGGGCCAUUGCGUGCUUCGCCCCCCAGCGGCAGUGCACGGAGGUGCACCUCAAGUCCUUCACGGAGCAGCUCAGAAAGAUCUCGAGAGACGCAGGAAUGCCGAUCCAGGGCCAGCCGUGCUUCUGUAAAUACGCCCAGGGCGCAGAUAGCGUGGAGCCCAUGUUCAGGCACCUGAAGAACACGUACGCCGGCCUGCAGCUGGUGGUGGUCAUCCUGCCCGGAAAAACCCCCGUCUACGCCGAGGUCAAGCGUGUAGGAGACACGGUGCUGGGGAUGGCCACGCAGUGUGUGCAGAUGAAGAACGUGCAGAGGACCACGCCGCAGACCCUGUCCAAUCUCUGCCUGAAGAUCAACGUCAAACUGGGCGGCGUGAACAACAUCCUGCUGCCCCAGGGGAGGCCUCCGGUGUUCCAGCAGCCCGUCAUCUUUCUGGGGGCGGAUGUCACACACCCCCCUGCCGGGGAUGGGAAGAAGCCGUCCAUCGCCGCCGUCCCUCGGGAAAACCUUUACUCUUUGGAACACGUUUAUAAAUGCUACAGCCACGCAUUCAGAAGAAUCGUAAAGGUCGUGGGCAGCAUGGACGCCCACCCGAACCGCUACUGCGCCACCGUGCGCGUCCAGCAGCACCGGCAGGAGAUCAUCCAGGACCUGGCGGCCAUGGUGCGCGAGCUUCUCAUCCAGUUCUACAAGUCCACACGCUUCAAGCCCACCCGCAUCAUCUUCUACCGAGACGGUGUCUCCGAGGGGCAGUUCCAGCAGGUUCUUCACCACGAGUUACUGGCUAUCCGAGAGGCAUGCAUUAAGCUAGAAAAAGACUACCAGCCGGGGAUCACGUUCAUAGUGGUCCAGAAGAGGCACCACACUCGGCUGUUCUGCACCGACAAGAACGAGCGGGUGGGGAAGAGCGGAAACAUUCCAGCAGGGACGACCGUGGACACAAAAAUCACCCACCCGACCGAGUUUGACUUCUACCUGUGUAGUCAUGCUGGCAUCCAGGAUUCUACCGUGGGGUGGAAGCACAGCUUCUCUCGGCAGCACCCUUUGCAGAUUCUCACCUACCAGCUGUGUCACACCUACGUGCGCUGCACGCGCUCCGUGUCCAUCCCGGCGCCAGCAUACUAUGCUCACCUGGUGGCCUUCCGGGCCAGGUACCACCUGGUGGAUAAAGAGCACGAUAGUGCUGAAGGAAGCCAUACCUCCGGGCAGAGUAACGGACGAGACCACCAGGCGUUGGCAAAGGCAGUCCAGGUCCAUCAGGACACGCUGCGCACCAUGUACUUUGCUUGACAUGUUUUAGUGUUUACGAUUGUGUACCGAGUUGGAUUCACAUGAGACCAGCUACACUCAGACCAACAAAUGCCCAGCCCUUCCGUGACAGCCAGCAUCGAACAUGAAACGCCAUUGAUUUUAGUAGAUUCUCCACUUUCCAGAAUGCCUUCCGUCCCAGAUUUCAAACUUGGAUUUUGAACUGCAGACCUGUAUGAGACCCCAUUGUCGUAGGAAAUAUGGUUUGCCAAAAUCUUAUAAGCUGCUUAUGAAAAUAGAGUCCCGUGUUUCCUAAAAAUCUCCUAAAACCAGUCUAUGAACUCAGGGCUUUAAAACAUUUUUAAUUUAUUUGGUCGUUCGAUUUACUUGUUUUUAACACAUGAUUCUAUAUGAAAUUGAUGGGCUCAAACUAGCUGUGAACGUUCUGUGAGAGUGAAAGCAACAUAAAACACAUUGUGGUUUUAAAGCCUUGAACAUUC